GGUGGCGUUUCGUUAAGUAACUGAAAUGCGGGACACAAAAGAGCAGAUGCAUGUUUUCAGUGGACUACAGGCGUUUUUAAGGGUAGAGUGUUUUUUAAUUGUGUCUAUGUAGGAUGUGAGCACCUGUCUCAGAGCAUAGUGAUCGUUCACUCUUCCCUCGUGUUUGUCAUGACAUGUGCUGCACUUACCAAACUCCUCGUGGUCCUUCUCGUGGCAUUCAUCCUGUGCCUGCCAGAGUUCUUCUCUCCCCGAGGGUUGAAGAUAUCCUUCUACUGUGAGAUCCUCAAGCCUUGUGCAGACAGCUCUGAUGGUGGGUGUGGGAGGUUUGUGGGCACGCGGGUGAAGGACCAACCCUGCAGUGGAGAGACAAAUACCACAGAGCAGAACGUCUCAUACUGGCUGUGUGAAACACAGACCGACCUCACACAUCUCUUUGGAAAUGGCUCUGUUGUAGAACCACUGGAAGUGUCACUCCUGGUCCAGAUUGACAGUCCCUCAGCACAUAAUGUGACCAGCCAUUAUCAUUUGGGAAAUGCCAGUUCUCUAAUAAGAAGCUCAGAAACCAAUCAGGGGCUGUUCCACUGCUGUAUGGCCCCCAAUGAAACCCACACCCUCCUCCAGAACACCACUGCUACUCCACAUCACUGUUUCCUACAUGAUCAACGCAGCAAUCAAACAGAAACCUUUCAUUUCCCUCAGCAAACGAAAGGAAAUGGACAGUGUGUGAGCAGACAUGUGUGGGUGGCUCUCGUCCUUUUGGUGAUCUUUAUAACCGUGGUGACUGUUGUUUAUCAGACUCUAUGCAGAACUCUGCAUCUGAAGAGGAGAGCUGAGCGUCUUCCUGACAGUGCAGGCCAGCCUUGUCGUCAACUCACCAUCAGAAGAAGUACAUCAUGUGCUGACAUACCAGAUCUGGCAUUACAACCCAGACACUCCGCAGGAGAUGUGUUCUUUGAGGUCUCGCCUCAGGAUGGAGAAGAAGAUCACCUUUGGCCUUCCCUCCUUCCCAAUGAGACACUUCUUAAAGUCUACAGAAGUACGAAAGGACUCUCACCUAUUCGUGAAGUUGAAAACCAUGAAGUCACUGGUGAGGUACAAGUUUUGUCUGAUUACCUUCCAGAAUGUGGGGGCUCAUUGCUGCUGAACCAAGACUUCAGUCACAGUCAGUGGGGACCACUGACUCAGCUGCACCACCGUGGACACCCACCAACCAUCAGUUUGAUGUCUGUCACACGAGAGGAUGAGGACUAGUACGACUGAAUGUUUCUGCGGACAUCCUUCAUCUUCAGUAAUAUGGCUCUUGAUGUCAUUAUCAGGAAAACAUUCCGGUGGACACAUCGUAUGGUGGGACAGUUUUUAUGCCAAGUUUCUUAAAAAAAUGAUGGAGUAUAAUGUACAUGUACAUACACGUUGUACCACUUUAAAAUAGAGACAUACUGUA
Molecule: messenger RNA, 1441 nt
Organism: Sardina pilchardus (European sardine)
Lineage: Eukaryota; Metazoa; Chordata; Actinopteri; Clupeiformes; Clupeidae
Exons: 11
Coding region: 169-1251 (360 amino acids)
Source: RefSeq, a predicted model, not a curated record